CCUGCUCACACCGGAAGCCUGAAGGACGCUGCACCGAGAGGAAGGCUCCGUGUACCGGUAGUGUGCUGACCCACUGCACGCCUCCCUAAAAUGUCACUGCCGUUCUAUAGUACUUAAUGACGUGACGUUUGUUAGCUGAGCUACAGUGUCCUGCAGAGCAGCAGUCCGCCACCAGAGGGCAGUCGCGCUACACGAAACAACCAGUGUAUCCACUAUUACUAUAUUUUUAGAGCUAUGGAAGCAGAAUAUAUCAAGAACCUGCAACAGCAGAUAUACUUCCUGGAACUUGAGGCUAACUUCCUUCGUGAGCAGACUAAAAAGGCUGCAGAUCUUCAGCCCCAGCUCACCCUGGAAGCAGAUCAUCUGCUCAGGAAGCUUCUGGAUCUCCGUUCAGAAUGUGAGGGUCUCAAACUGGAAGUGAAGCGCAAAGAUGCCCAUAUGCUUAUGUUACAGCGAGAUCAAGAAUCUUUCAGAGGACAGAUCAGAGAAGCUGAAGAUUCCCAUUCCAAAGAAAAGCAGCAUUUGAUUGAGGAUGUAGUUCAGCUGAAGAAAGGGAAGGAGCUCACUGACCGACGGAUCUCUCAGAAGGAGAUGGAGAUACUUCUCAACAAGCAGGAGUUAGAACGUGAGAUGGUCAUUGUAUCCAACAGUGGCCAGAGGAUAACUGCACUUCAGACACAGCUGAAGCAAAGAAUGGAGCAACAAAAAGAGAUGGAAAAUCAACUGUCACAGAAGAGAAUGGAGCUGCUGAAAGUGACUUCAGCCAGGCAUGAAAUGGAGGAAAAGCUGAUCAAACACACAGCGGUGACUCAGAAUCAGCUUACACCUGACUUAAGGAAUGAAAUAAGUUUCCUCCAUCAACAAAUUCGGGAGAAAGAUCUGCUGUCUGAACAGGAGCGAGUCCUGAGGCAGAAAAUGAUGAGCGACUGUGCAGAGCUGACCAAUGAGAACAAUGCAUUGCAAACCCAACUACUGGAACUUACCAAACAGCUGGAAAUACAGAAAGCACUUAAAGAAGACAACUAUACCCACAGCUCUACUAACGUUGCUCAACUUCUACAUGUCAAGGACAAAGAAGAGCAACUUAUCAAGCAGGUACAACUGCAGCAAGUUCUUCUCAAGAAGGAGAAGGAGCAUUUCAAGGAUUUGAUGGGACAGUCACCAUGUUUUGAUGCUUCUUGA
Messenger RNA from Bufo gargarizans (Asiatic toad), 1182 nucleotides. Its product is annotated as trichohyalin-like. Bases 235 to 1182 code for a protein of 315 amino acids. NCBI's taxonomy places the organism in Eukaryota, Metazoa, Chordata, Amphibia, Anura, Bufonidae. The record is from RefSeq and is a predicted model, not a curated record. The transcript has 9 exons.